AUGGGAAGCGUGUUCAGUGGGCUUACAAAGGAAGACAUACAAGCGGUGAAAAAGGAAGGCUGCAAACUUCCGCAGGAGGAGAUAAAGAAGCUGUACAUUCGGUUCAAGGAGCUGGACAAGGAGGAAAUAGGGCGCAUAUACAUGGACCAGCUCCUUUGCAUACCGGAAAUAAGCAUAAACCCGAUGGGGGAGCGAGUGAUCCGGAAAAUAUGCGAUAAAGAGGGAAAGAUAGACUUCAACGGAUUUAUUCGGGCAGCAACUCUUUUCAGCAAGUACGGAACAAACGAGGAAAAAGUGACUUUUUUCUUCGAUAUGAUAGCCGAGAACGGGAAGCUAACAAAAGAAGCCCUGCAGGACCUCUCCAGCGACCUGUACACGCACGAGUCGGAGAGCGAGGGAAUAAAAGCGGGAAUAGAGGAGGUUUUCAGAGUCUACGGAAAGGACAAGAAGCCGUUUAUAGAGUGUGCUGACCUGAAGGGAAUGGACUGCGGCGCACUGGGCAACAUACUGUGA
This is a messenger RNA of Nematocida major, 513 nucleotides long. Its product is annotated as serine/threonine-protein phosphatase 2B regulatory subunit. Gene Ontology annotation, molecular function: calcium ion binding; calcium-dependent protein serine/threonine phosphatase regulator activity. Lineage: Eukaryota; Fungi; Microsporidia. Bases 1 to 513 code for a protein of 170 amino acids. The transcript has a single exon. The record is from RefSeq and is a predicted model, not a curated record.